Molecule: messenger RNA, 1154 nt
Organism: Ceraceosorus guamensis
Lineage: Eukaryota; Fungi; Basidiomycota; Exobasidiomycetes; Ceraceosorales; Ceraceosoraceae
Exons: 4
Coding region: 87-1154 (355 amino acids)
Cellular component (GO): plasma membrane
Source: RefSeq, a predicted model, not a curated record
AUCUCUCGUCUCUACUCCUCCACCUACCCACCACUCGCGCUCUUUCUUUCCACCACAGCUUCCUCUACUUCGAAUUGCAGGUCACCAUGUCGGACUUCAAAGCACCACCUGUACCAGGCGCGGACGACAAGCUGGCCUCUGGCCAGGAUGCCUUCGCCAGUAGCAGCGGAGGCGUGGACCAUCAGACCUCGGAUGACGAUUUCAAUCUCGGAGGCGGUCCGAGCCAUUCGAGUCAGAAGAGGCCCUUGAAAGCUCCACCUGCUGGCGAUGCACUGAUCAAAGUGCAGCCUCUGAAGAAGGCAGACAUGCAGCCGUCUUACGCUCAGGACCUGGGCUUGCAAGACGUCGAGCACGGUUUCUACGGCUCCAUGAUCAAUGGGCUCGGAGCAUGCGCCGGCUUCUUCGGCCAGCUGCCGUGCUGCUUCUGCUUCCCCAACCCUUUCAAGGAGGUCAAUCAAGGAAGCGUUGGACUCGUCUCGCGCUUCGGUCAAUUCUACAGGAGUGUCGACCCAGGACUCGUCGCCAUCAACCCUUGCUCUGAAACUUUGCGCAUUGUCGAUGUCAAAAUCAAUCUGAGUGUGCUGCCUCGUCAGACGGUCAUGACCAAAGACAACGUGACCAUCGACAUCGAAGCAGUCUGCUACUGGCACGUCACCUCCCCAUACCGCGCCGCAUUCGGCGUCGGCGACGUUCGAGCUGCCCUCAUUGAGAGGGCGCAGUCCACUCUGCGGGACGUCGUGGGCAGCAGAACCCUUCAAGCUCUCAUUACCGACCGCGAAGGUGUGGCUGUGCAAGUCGAAGAGAUCGUAGCUGGCGUUGCUGAGAAGUGGGGUGUCUCGGUGGAGGCUAUCCUGAUCAGAGACUUGCUCUUCAGCAAGGAUCUCGAGGCAUCGCUCAGCUCCGCUGCCACGCAGCGCAGAAUCGGUGAAUCCAAGGUUGUCGCUGCUCGCGCCGAAGUGCAGAGCGCCAAGCUCAUGAGACAGGCAGCAGACGUGCUUGCUACUCCUGCUGCUAUGCAGAUCCGCCAGCUCGAAUCUUUGCAGGCCAUGGCCAAGACAAGCGGAGCGAAGACGAUCUUUGUGCCCAUGAACUUGAUGGGCGGCGAGUCGGCCAUGUCCAACUUGGCCACCACGCAGCAGCUGUCCAGCAUCUGA